This is a messenger RNA of Trichomonas vaginalis G3, 603 nucleotides long. RefSeq names its product lactonase, 7-bladed beta-propeller. Gene Ontology annotation, molecular function: 6-phosphogluconolactonase activity; protein binding. The transcript has a single exon. The coding region runs from base 1 to 603 and encodes 200 amino acids. The record is from RefSeq and is a predicted model, not a curated record. NCBI's taxonomy places the organism in Eukaryota, Parabasalia, Trichomonadida, Trichomonadidae.
AUGUCGCAUGCUCACCACGUCUACUUCACACCAGAUAAGAAGUUCCUUCUUGUCAAUGAUUUGGGUGCUGACAAAAUCCAUAAGUUCAAAGUUAAUUCUCAGGCUCCUUUCCUCUCAGAAACAUAUGAAGACAUCAGUGUUGAGCCAGAAUCAGGACCUCGCCACUCAGCUUUCACAAAAGAUGGAAAAUUCAUGUACUUGAUCAAUGAACUUAACGGCCAAGUAUACGGAUUUUCUAAUAACAACAGUACAUUUACCAAAUUCCAAAGCAUUGCUUGCGAUGAAGUUGAAGCAAGAGGAUCUGCUGAUAUUCACAUUUCUCCAGACGGCAAAUUCCUCUAUGCAAGCAAUAGAUUGAAGCGUGAUGGAAUUUCUAUUUACAGAAUUAAUGCCGAAAAUGGACAUCUUGAAAAAGUCGGAUAUCAAUUAACAGGAAUUCAUCCAAGAAUGUUCGAAAUCACUCCAAAUGGAAAAUACGUCUUUGUUUGCUGCAGAGAUAGCGAUGCAAUCGAAAUUUACCUCCGCAAUCCUGAAACUGGAUUGAUUACAAAGCAAGACGAGAUCAGAAUACCUCAUCCAGUUUGUAUAAAGUUUGUUGAGUAA